Messenger RNA from Symbiodinium sp. CCMP2456, 861 nucleotides. Lineage: Eukaryota; Dinophyceae; Suessiales; Symbiodiniaceae. The record is from the annotation of a GenBank genome assembly.
AUGACAUCCGUAGCUCGGCAGCGGAGCUAUGAGAGAGUGCGCCUUUCCUGGGAAGCUGUGAAGAACGGCGAGCAGUUGACCUCAUUAGCUGACGUGGUGGUGAUCGACCGCGCAAAGUACGCCGGCAACGUUGGUUCAAUAUUGCGGCACAUGCCCAUACUGGGAGGUGCUCAGAUCUUGUUUUUGGCAAACAGCGCGCACCAACCAUCGUCUCCAUAUCCACCAUAUCCUCGCAGCUUCAUCAAGGAGGUGAUGCGGGUGUCAAUGCUGCAGCAUUAUCGUGAAUUUGAUGGAAAGUUUUGCCUGUUGGACGGAGGACGUGAUGCAGUGUUUCAGUUGCUGGCGAUUCUGAAGUCCAAAGGCUUCGUGCUGAUGAUCUUGGAGAAUGUUGAAGCUUUUCAGGAGAUGUCCGAGGCCGGUCGCCAGGCUUUUGGGUAUUCUUCCAUCUAUGACAAGACCUCUGCAUUAAGGGACCUGGGAUCUCCCAUCGCUUACAUAUUUGGCGGAGAAUCUGGUCCACCCCUGGCGGAAUUAUUCCAGCUCUGUGAUGUCGGAGGCUUCAUCCCCAGCUCUUCCCACAGUGAGCCUGACAGUUCUGAUUAUUGCGAGCUUGAAGAUGAAGCUGUAUCUUGGCACAGGAUGCAUUCAUGCAACCUGAGCAUUGCCGCCUGCAUUGUAUUGGGCGAGCGGCAUCGGCUAUUGUUGGCUAAAGCUCUGAAGCCCCAAGAUACUUCAAAGCCACCCCAGGAACGCACCAGGCCUACAAUCGGCUGUUUCAGAUUACUUGUUAUCAGCAUGGGGUCACGAUUGGCUCAAUAUUGUGGCAAUACAAACGACAACCUGUUGAUUGAAUCGACGUGA